AUGAAUGAUAAAGAGCCACUAUUAACGACAUAUAACAAAUUACCUAUUGACAAUGAUAGCGACAAUGAAAAUAAAAGUGCUUCUGAUUGGCGUCAAUAUUUCAGUCGACAAAAGACUGAUGCUAAGAAUAAAAGCAUAGAUGAUGAGAUCGAACAGACUACUAAAAAUACUCACGUCAGUCUUCUUCAAUUGUUUCGAUUUGCUGAUUGUAUUGAUCUUGUUCUUAUGAUUACUGCUCUGUGUUUCAUGUUGGGAGAUGUAGUUAGUAGUCUCGCAACUAUAAUUCUUUUUGGUCGAAUCACGGGAUUAUUUGCCACUACACAAUUUGCUGUUGAUUGUGAUAAUCAAUAUCAAAAUUCAGUUUCUACAAUUAUCAAUAAUACUGUAUGUCCUUUUGGUAUUGAUCUUAAUCCAUUAAAUUAUGAUCGAUUACAUAAACUAUGCCAUUAUGAUAAUAAAACUAUUUUAACCACAUUAGCUCCGUUAACACCUUUAUUUCAUGAAAAUGUUAUGCAUCUAGUUUAUUUGUUUUUCGGUUUCAGUAUUCUUACAUUUAUAUGUACUGUUCUCGAAUAUUUCUGUUGCACAAUAGCUGCGAAACGACAAACAUCUCGCAUGAGUGUUUUACUCUUCCGAUCACUUAUUCAACGUGUAAGUGAAUAUAUUUUUUAG
Molecule: messenger RNA, 672 nt
Organism: Adineta steineri
Lineage: Eukaryota; Metazoa; Rotifera; Eurotatoria; Adinetida; Adinetidae
Source: the annotation of a GenBank genome assembly